This is a messenger RNA of Perkinsus marinus ATCC 50983, 2250 nucleotides long. Its product is annotated as kif9, putative. Bases 1 to 2250 code for a protein of 749 amino acids. Gene Ontology annotation, molecular function: microtubule motor activity; microtubule binding; ATP binding. The record is from RefSeq and is a predicted model, not a curated record. NCBI's taxonomy places the organism in Eukaryota, Perkinsozoa, Perkinsida, Perkinsidae. The transcript has 21 exons. Gene Ontology annotation, biological process: microtubule-based movement; mitotic spindle organization.
AUGGUAUCGUCUCGAAACAACAACGUGAAGGUUAUCGUGCGUACCCGGCCUACAUCUAACUUUUCGAAGGACCAUUACAUAUUCGAUGCUGGAGCUGACAGUAUCGAUCUCAUAGCACCCGAGGUGGUAGAGAAGAAAAAAGGCGGAAGUCUCAGCGUGGCUGAUAAUCAAACCGAGCAAUGGCACUUUCAGGUCGACAGGUUGUUGGUCAACUGCAGUCAGCAAGAGGUCUACAAGCAUGCUGCUAGAGAUCUCGUCCGCUCAGCUUUCGAGGGAAUUAAUGGUGCUGUGAUCGCCUAUGGCCAUACUGGGGCUGGUAAAACAUACACGAUGGUCGGGAGCACGAGCAGCUAUGAACAUCGCGGCAUCAUUCCACGAGUACUAGCCGACUUGUUCAAGGAAAAGGAGGAGAGAACAGCGAUGAUCAUCGACAUCAAACUAUCAUACCUCGAAAUCUACAACGAGGCACUCUCGGACUUACUGGCAACUGCCAAUCUCGAUAUUCGUCCGGGCGACUCCAUCACAAGCGAUCUAACUAUGUAUGAGGACCUCAAGCAGGGCGUUCAGGUCAAAGGCCUACGCAGAGUUCCUGUUGAAGGUGAGGAAGACGCCCUCGCCGCCUUCUAUUCUGGCGAGAGUAAUCGAUCUAUGGGCGAGACUAUGAGCAAUAAAAGGAGCACACGGAGUCAUACCAUCCUCACAGUAUACGUGUCAAGCCGCAGCAAGCUCGAUUCAGCAGAGAAAAUAAUCUACUCGAAAAUUCAUCUUGUGGACCUGGCAGGAAGCGAACGAACGAAGGUUUCACCGAAAACGGAAAGUCGAGUCGCCCCGAUGGAAGUCAGCAGCAUCAAUAAGAGUUGCACCUAUCUGGAACAAGUCGUCCUUGCUUUGGCAUCGAGGAACAGGGAGCACGUCCCUUAUAGACAGUCUAAGCUCACUUACCUCCUCAAAGAUUCACUAGGGGGAAACUGCAGGUCCGUCCUCAUUGCAGCCAUAUGGCCGGAAGCUAGGCAUUUUGAGGAGACCGCCAGCACGCUUCGCUUCGCCAGUCGGGUGAGAUGCGUAUCGAACUCUCCUGGUGCUAACGUCGACAUGGACCCGAUCAUGUUACUGAGGAAAUACGAGAAGGAUAUCAAGCAGCUUCAACAGGAGCUGGGAAUGCACGACAUAUUAGCAGGACGCCAUACGGUCCGAUAUGACGACUACAGCCCGGAGGAGGUCGAAGAACUGGAGAAACGGGUGGUGCGAUUUCUCAAGGGGGAAGAUGCAGACUUCGAAGUGGAGUCCAUCCAGCAAGUCACGGAGGCCUUCAAGAUAGUUCGACGACUAUAUCAGAGUAUAUCUAGCGAGCUAUUGACAUUGAAGGCGACCCAGGAAGCUGGUCCUGAGCAGGCCAAGAGUGGCGUGAGCGAGAAGGUCGAGACUCCAAUGCCUUCAAAGGAAGAGACGGUUGGGAAAGUCGGUGAAGAGGUGCGAGAUGGGGUGGGAUUCUCUGCUGGAUUGGCUGGUGACGAUGGUGCUGCGGCUCCUCCUCGUGUCGAUGCCGAGCAUAUUGAGGCUAGUGGUGAUACUAGGACGGCUGGUCAUAGGAAGCAGAGUGCUGAAGCCGCGCCUUCUCGGCAAACUGCUUACGCUGAGUUUCGAAAACAACACGGCCACGCUUACGAUGAUCGUCAUCGGGCUCUCGCUGCCCGCGCUAAAGAGCUACGAUCUGCGAUCCGGGCCCUUGCUAGUAGCUCCAACUCGACUAUUGAUCAGAUCGAUAGAAUGAAACUUGAACUUUCGCGUUUCCAAGACCUCGGAUCAGAACGUGAGGCGGACGAUUCUGGGAACAUCAUUCUGGACGAAGACGAGUAUCGUAUCCUGAGAGAUCUGGCUGAAGCAAAGAAGGGGUAUCGCAGUAUGAUGGUAAGGUACGGAGAAUUGCAGGAGGAACUCCAACAUUGCUGGAAGCAAAUUGCUGAGAAUAAACGAGACCUGCUGGAUAAUUUCGCGGUCUGGUUCCUGAAGGAGUAUGGGGAAGCGUCAUUCAUGAUCGGAAGCGAUAAUGCCUCGGAAAAGGUAAACGAGUGCUUUCCAACGGCGGUUCGGUCUUGCAUGGAUAAGCAGGAUAAUCUGAAUAGUCCGCAGCUCGAUGCGGGGGAACAGUUCGACAGCUUGGAAGAUGCGAGAGCUAGGAUGAGGCAUCCGGACGCUGUGCCUUUCUAUCGAGCAACAAAAACACGUCGGCAGCGGAAUCCGAGGAAGUAG